This is a messenger RNA of Fundulus heteroclitus (mummichog), 868 nucleotides long. It is a transcript of the gene ppih, whose product is annotated as peptidylprolyl isomerase H (cyclophilin H). Bases 110 to 643 code for a protein of 177 amino acids. Gene Ontology annotation, molecular function: peptidyl-prolyl cis-trans isomerase activity. Gene Ontology annotation, biological process: protein folding; protein peptidyl-prolyl isomerization. Lineage: Eukaryota; Metazoa; Chordata; Actinopteri; Cyprinodontiformes; Fundulidae. Gene Ontology annotation, cellular component: intracellular membrane-bounded organelle. The record is from RefSeq and is a predicted model, not a curated record. The transcript has 9 exons.
CGUCUGUUUUCUCUUGCGCAUGCUCCCCUGUUUCCGGACCGUUCAAAUGAUUCAUGUGUGGACUUAAUUGUAGUUUCUUUUCAUUCAUAAAAGCGGACAGAACCCCAAAAUGUCUGUUCAACCAUCGAACCCCAACAACCCGAUUGUCUUCUUCGACAUCACCAUAGGAGGGCAGGAUGUCGGCCGGAUGAAGAUCGAGCUGUUUGCUGAUAUGGUCCCAAAGACCGCUGAGAACUUCCGGCAGUUCUGCACAGGAGAGUUCAGGAAGGAUGGCGUUCCCAUUGGUUACAAAGGCUGCACGUUCCACAGGGUGAUAAAAGACUUCAUGAUUCAAGGAGGAGAUUUCGUAAAUGGGGAUGGUACUGGUAUCUGCAGCAUCUACAGAGGUCCCUUUGCAGAUGAAAACUUCAAAAUGAAGCAUUCUGCUCCUGGACUGCUAUCUAUGGCAAACAGUGGACCAGGGACAAAUGGUUGCCAGUUUUUCAUUACCUGCACUAAGUGUGACUGGUUAGAUGGGAAGCAUGUUGUUUUUGGAAAAGUGGUGGAUGGACUUCUGAUCAUGAGGAAAAUUGAGAAUGUGCCCACUGGACCGAACAACAAACCAAAACUGCCCAUCCUCAUCGCUCAAUGUGGAGAAAUGUGAUCCGACCUGCUCCAUUUAAUCACACGAGCACAGGGCAACGGAAACAUUCACUUGUGUCGUUGCUCCCGUGAACGCCUUCACUGUACAGGUUGAGUCACAGCUAUGAUCUUGGUUUAGGCUUUCCGGGGGGAAACUGCUCACAUCAUUGUAGUUUUCGGGACUGUCACUCAGUGUUUGAUUUUAGAAUAAAGUUUGUGAGGCUUGAUUUUUUGUUUUGUUUUUUUU